AAUAGUUUCAAUGGUAGUGUCGGUGGUAUGAUGAUCACAUUCUCGUAACUGUUCGCUCAUAAAGAUGAAAACUUUAAUCAAAAGUUUCAAAAACCCCACCGCACCUAACGGUCUAAUUUUUUGACAAUCUUUAAACGAAAAAAUUUGUGAAAAAGAAGGAAGUUUUACUGAUUAUUAAUUUCUUUUACGUACUACUGCAAUCAUUUACAGUGUUUUUCAUGCGCAAGCACAAAGCUUUAAGCUUUAACUGUGGGUUUUUUUGGAUGGGGUCCCUUUAGAAAAGGACACAGCUUUCUAUAAUCAAAGCUGUACAGGUGUCCAUGUGGAUGCCUUAACUAAGGCCAGACAGUGAAAGAAAGAAAGGAAAGGAAGAGAAAGAGACAGAGAGAGUGAUUCAUGUGAUGUUGAGCGCCUGAGUUGAGCUUCUUCUCUGCUUUUUUUUUUUUUUUGGCUGUUGAUUAGAUUUUUUUUUAGUGUUGCUUGUUUGAGUGGUUUUCACCAUCAAGGCCUAUCAAAGCCAACAAACAAUAAAAAAGAAAAAAAUUGAGGAAAGUGGUCGUUUUGGAGAUCUCUGUUUUUCAGCUUUAAGGGAAAACAUGAUGAGGUUUCGUUACCAGAGUCAUUGUUAUCUGCCUCUUAGAAGAGAAGCAAUUGCUGGGAUAUUUGUGUUGCUUUUCCCAGUUUUUCUGCCGUGUUUGUUUACUCCAUUCGGCCAUGCAUCCCCUUCUACAUUCUCGGAGUGGAAUGUUCCUAAACCUAGACAUUUACCUUUACUCAGGAGUGCCUUACAACGCGAAAGUUCCAAUGGAGAGCAGUCUGAUCUAUGGACUCCUUUGGCUGACCAAGGGUGGAGGCCAUGUCUUGCAUCUGUAAAUGCCCCUUCAGCAUUGCCACAGAAAUCUGAAGGAUAUCUUCAGGUAUUUCUUGAUGGUGGACUCAACCAGCAAAGAAUGGGGAUAUGUGAUGCUGUUGCUGUUGCUAAAAUACUGAAUGCAACACUUGUGAUCCCACAUCUUGAAGUAAAUCCUGUUUGGCAAGAUUCAAGCUCAUUCAUGGAUAUAUUUGAUGCGGAUCACUUUAUUAAUGUAUUGAAGGAUGACAUCUCAAUUGUCAAAGAGUUGCCUGAUGAAUUCUCUUGGAGCACGAGGGAGUAUUAUGCCACUGCUAUUCGUGCUACCAGAAUUAAAAGAGCACCUGUUCAUGCAUCUGCAAACUGGUAUCUUGAGAAUGUCUUGCCUGUACUACGGAGUAAUGGGAUUGCUGCAAUUUCUCCAUUCUCUCACCGUUUGUCUUUUGACAACUUGCCGAGUGAGAUCCAGCAACUACGCUGUAAAGUCAACUUUAAAGCGCUUGUUUUUGUUCCACACAUUAGAGCACUAGGAGAUGCCCUUGUCCAUCGCCUCAGAUAUCCUCCUGGUGAAAGUGAAGCACUUAGCGCUAACUAUCUUGGGGAGACCACUGAUCAAAAUGACAAACAAAGGCCGCUGAAAUUUGUCGUGUUACACCUUCGGUUUGAUAAGGAUAUGGCUGCACAUUCAGCCUGUGAUUUUGGUGGGGGUAAAGCUGAAAAAUUGGCUCUGGCCAAGUACCGACAAACAAUUUGGGGAGGGAGGGUUCUCAAUUCUCAGUUUACUGAUGAAGAAUUGAGAAGUCAGGGGCGUUGCCCGUUGACUCCUGAAGAAAUUGGACUGCUGCUAGCAGCUUUGGGUUUUGACAAUAGUACCCGUCUUUAUCUUGCCUCCCACAAGGUAUACGGUGGGGAAUCUAGGAUUUCCACCCUGCGAGGGCUGUUUCCACUGAUGGAAGACAAAAAGAGCCUUGCCUCUUCAGAGGAAAGGGUCCAUAUAAAAGGAAAGGCUUCUUUGUUAGCUGCAGUUGAUUAUUAUGUUGCUAUGCAUAGUGACAUCUUUGUCUCAGCUUCUCCUGGGAAUAUGCAUAAUGCAUUGGUGGGACAUCGAAGUUUUGAGAACAGGAAGACCAUAAGGCCAAAUAUGGCUUUGUUGGGCCCACUCUUCCUUAACAAAAACAUUACUUGGUUGGAAUUCCGACAGGCAGUGGCGGAAGGGCAUCAAAACAGACAGGGGCAACUCAGGUUAAGGAAACCAAAACAGUCCUUAUAUACAUAUCCUGCACCUGAUUGCAUGUGCCAAGCUUAAGCCUCUCAAGGUCAUUUACAGAUAUGCUGAAGGAAGUGAGACUAGCUUCUGUAUCUUAUUGAUUUUAUUACUGCAACUAUUAUUUGUGGCUUUUACUAUUGGUAUCAUAAAUAAGCAGCAAUCCCAUUUCUCCCCAUAGAUAAAAGUAUUACAUCUAGCGUUAAUACAGCUAUUGUUUGUAUUGACAUGGCGGUAUUUAUAUCGAGAGUGGGGUUGUUAGCAUCAAAUUUAUUGUGGAUCCUAUUGAGUAUGGACUGUGGAGUGGAGUAUGUGACAUAAUUCAGCGGCAGGUCUGGGUUUUGUUUGUUGCAUAUCUCUGCCAGUGAAGCUGUCUGUACAACAUUUAUUGUAUUCAUAUUACAUCAAACAUCUAUGCGUCCUUAGGCAACAAACUUGAGUUCUUACUUGGCAGUUGGCAGCAUUAUAUCUAAUUCA
Durio zibethinus is the source of this 2591-nucleotide messenger RNA. RefSeq names its product O-fucosyltransferase 39-like. Lineage: Eukaryota; Viridiplantae; Streptophyta; Magnoliopsida; Malvales; Malvaceae. The record is from RefSeq and is a predicted model, not a curated record.